GCAGCGAGAAAAACAACCCCAGAGAGGAAAAAGGAAGAAGCGACGGCUAAAAGCGAGCGAGGAGGAGGAGGAGGAGGCAGCCCCACCGGCUGGGGGGGGGCUCAGGGACCCCCCAAGGCACCCAUCGCAGCCCCCCCAUGGGCUCCUAAGUUGCCAGCAUGGCCAAAGCCACCUCGCUGCACUGCCGGGUGGUGGAAGGGAAGGACCUGCCUGCCAAGGACGUGUCCGGCUCCAGUGAUCCCUACUGCAUGGUGAAGGUGGACAACGAGGUUGUGGCCAGGACAGCCACAGUGUGGAAGAGCCUGAAUCCUUUUUGGGGUGAGGAAUACACCCUGCGCUUGGCCCAUGACUUCCACAACCUCGACAUCUACGUGCUGGAUGAAGACACCAUUGGGCAGGACGAUGUUAUCGGCAAGGUCUCCCUCAGCCGCCAGCAGAUCUCAGCAGAGCCGCGGGGUGUUGACAGCUGGAUCAGCCUGGCGCCCGUGGACCCCAACGAGGAGGUGCAGGGUGAGAUCCACCUGGAGCUGUGCAUCCCUGAGCACCCGCGGGUGCUGCGCUGCCGCCUCAUCGAGGCCAGGGACCUGGCACCCCGAGACCCCUCGGGCACCUCGGACCCCUUCGCCAGGGUGUCGUGCUGUGGGCACACCUUGGAGACAGCCGUGAGUCGGGGUGCUGGGAUCCAGGGGUUCAGGCACCUGGUGUCCCCUCCUGCCACCACCCACCCCUGUCCCCAACAGGUGAUUAAGAGAACCCGUUUUCCACACUGGGAUGAGGUGCUGGAGUUCGAGGUGGCGGAGGGCAAGCAGGGGGACGCCGUGCUGAGCGUGGAGGUGUGGGACUGGGACAUCGUGGGCAAGAAUGACUUCUUGGGACGGGUCGAGUUCCCGCUGGACACCAUCCGUGCAACCCCCUCCAAGGGCUGGUUCCAGCUCCUGCCCUUCCCCAGCGCCACCGAAGCCCACGGGGCGCAGCUGGGUGCCCUGCGGCUGGCGGUGCGGCUGGUGGAGGACACAGUCCUGCCCCACCUCUACUACCAACCCCUCAUCCAGCUCCUCGCAGAGCCCAUCCUCUGCCCUGCCCAGCCUGCCACCGGCACAGCCCUGGCCAUCCUGGAGGAGGUGACCUCAGGGGAGAGCAGGCAGGACGUGGCCACCAAGCUGGUGAAGAUCUUCUUGGCGCAGGGGCUGGCUGUGCCCCUCCUGGACUAUCUCACCACCCGCGAGCUGGCCAGGACCACGGACCCCAACACCCUCUUCCGCUCCAACUCGCUGGCCUCCAAGUCGGUGGAGCAGUUCAUGAAGGUGGUGGGGUUGCCCUACCUGCAUGAGGUCCUGAAGCCCGUGGUGAACCGCAUCUUCGAGGAGAAGAAGUACGUGGAGUUGGACCCAGGCAAGAUGGAGCUGAGCCGUAGCAGGAGGAUCUCCUUCAAGGGGUCCCUGUCGGAGGCGCAGGUGCGGGAGAGCAGCCUGGAGCUGCUGAAGGGCUACCUGGGGGACAUCGUCGAUGCCAUCGUGGGUUCAGUGGAGAAGUGUCCUCUCCUCAUGAGAGUGGCCUUCAAGCAGCUCCGCAGGCGGGUGGAGGAGCGGUUCCCCUCAGAGCAGCACGAGGACGUGCGGUACUUCUCCAUCAGUGGGUUUGUCUUCCUCCGCUUUUUUGCUCCCGCUGUCCUCACCCCGAAGCUCUUCAGCCUCCGGGAGCACCACGCUGACCCCCGCACUGGCCGCACGCUCCUGCUGCUCGCCAAGGCGCUGCAGAGCAUCGGCAACCUGGGGCUGCAGCUGGGGCAGGGCAAGGAGCCCUGGAUGGCCCCGCUGCAUGCUGUCCUGGUGCCCAGCGUCGCCCGCGUCAAAGCCUUCCUGGAUGGCCUGGUCACGGUGGAGAGCACUGAGGCGGCAGCAGCAGCAGGCGAGGGGACGGUGCCACCAGCGCUCUUCCACCCCUCUGCCACCAUCAAGGAGGGGUACCUGCACACCCGCGUGGCGGGGGCGCCCGCCCUGCUGCCCCGCUUCAAGAAGAAGUACUUCUGGCUCAGCACCGAGGCUUUGACCUACUCCAAGUCACCCACGUGGCAGGUGCGCUCCUCCAUCCCCGUGUCGCAGAUGCGGGCAGUGGAGCGGGUGGAUGAGGGCACCUUCCAGCACCCCCACGUCCUGCAGAUCGUGGCGCAGGAUGGCGAGGGGCAGCUCAGCACCACCUACAUCCAGUGCAAGAGCGCCCAGGAGCUGUGGCAGUGGCUGUGGGCGCUGCGCCAGGCCAGCAGCGGCAAUCAGGCCAUGCUGCCCACUUGCCACCCGGGCACCUUCCGUGCCGGCCGCUGGACCUGCUGCCUGCAGCCCGACGCCAGCGCGCCGGGGUGCAGCCGGACACACCGCACCGUGGCACUGGGUGACUGGAAUGACCCCCUGGACCCCGCAGCGGCGGCGCAGACCCUCUAUGGGCAUCUCCGGCGAGCAGGGGCUCGGGCAGCGGGCGCUGAGGGACCCGAGGGCUGCGCAGAGUCUGAGCCCCCCUGCCCGGGGCAGGCAGACGGAUCCGUGGCGGAGCGGCUGCAGGCCGUGCUGCGGGACCUGGACAUCGCCCACGACGCCUUCGCCCGCCGUGACGGCCCCCCGAGCCCCCCUCCGCCCCCGAGCGCCUCCCCCGCCCCACCGCCCGGGACCUGAACGGCUGCGGGGACUACAUCUCCCAUCAUGCCCCGCGCCUUCCAGCGCGCCAGAUCUACUCUUGCGCGCCGCGGGGCAUUCUGGGAGAUGUAGUCCGCGCAACCCACCGCCUCCUCUCGGUAGGGACCUCAUCCCACCCGUGUCCCGCGGGGGAUGCUCGUGGGGGCUCCCCCGCACACGUGUGUGCAAACACACACACACACACACACACGCUCUCUCCUCUGCCCACGGGGGUGCUCCAGGCCUCCCCAGCACCCCCACAGGGGCCGGACACCCACCCCCAGCGACUCCCCCAGUGGGGUGGGAUCCUGCAGCGAUGCCACCCAGCACCCAGGAGGGAGGCGUGGGGACACAGCGGGGACACUGACCCGGAGCGGGGU
This is a messenger RNA of Cuculus canorus (common cuckoo), 3046 nucleotides long. RefSeq names its product RAS protein activator like 1 (gene RASAL1). The record is from RefSeq and is a predicted model, not a curated record. The transcript has 20 exons. Gene Ontology annotation, biological process: cellular response to calcium ion; regulation of GTPase activity; negative regulation of Ras protein signal transduction. Bases 159 to 2666 code for a protein of 835 amino acids. Gene Ontology annotation, molecular function: GTPase activator activity. NCBI's taxonomy places the organism in Eukaryota, Metazoa, Chordata, Aves, Cuculiformes, Cuculidae.